Rhincodon typus (whale shark) is the source of this 1099-nucleotide messenger RNA. Its product is annotated as immunoglobulin lambda-1 light chain-like. The transcript is spliced from 3 exons. The record is from RefSeq and is a predicted model, not a curated record. Lineage: Eukaryota; Metazoa; Chordata; Chondrichthyes; Orectolobiformes; Rhincodontidae. The coding region runs from base 62 to 787 and encodes 241 amino acids.
AACAAACAGUUCGACUGAAGGUUACACUCGGCUGGCUGCUUCCAUACAUUCUCCAGCGAAAAUGUUUUGGACGCUGCAUCUGUUGUGGGCUCUGCUGCUCCACGUCACAGAUACCUUGGCUGAUGAUGUCCUCAACCAGAGUCCAAUUUCUGACCCAGUUUCUGUUGGUCAGACCGCCCGGUUGAAGUGUGUGCUGCAGAACGGUAUUGUGGACAGUUACGACAUGCGUUGGUACCGACAGACACUCGGAGAAACUCCAAUGUUUGUGCUCCAGCAUAAGGCUGAUGGUGCAAUACACAGAGGCACCGGCUUCACUGACCGUUUCCAACCUUCUCGAGACUCGUCCACUAGCAGUUACAUCCUAACCAUCGAAAACGUGGUCUCUGAUGAUGCUGCCAUCUAUUACUGUGAAGUGUGGGGAUACAUCUUCGGAGGUGGAACCGCCCUGAGUGUUCGGAGUAGUGAUGAUCAGAAACCAUCUGUCCUUCUGCUACCUCCUUCACCAGAGCAAAUAGACACGGGAUCAGCCACUCUGUCCUGUCUGGUGAGUCGCUUUAAGCUGGGCUUUGUGCAGGUCCGCUGGAGUGUAGAUGGAAAAGAGACAGACAGUGGGGUGACCACAAGCGCCGUGUCCCCAGACAGUGAUCAAAGCUACAGCCUGAGCAGUUACCUGACAGUUCCGGCCACUGACUGGAAGAAAGUCUCCAGAUAUUCCUGCAGUGUGAGGCACAGUUCACUGAACUCGCCUCUCCUCAACACCAUCAGCUCCGGUGACUGUCUGCUCUGAGGCAUAAUAUGUCACGGGUCAGUCACUGUGUGCCAAACGGCACAGUGUUGUUUGAUUUUUGUUUUAUAAUGUAAUUUUUGCAGCAAUGUCAGUAUUUGGUGAACACGUCAAACAUUGAAGGGUUUCAGGAGUGGGUGAAAUGAUUGUUCCAUUUGGUGAGUGGGGAUUUCCUGUUGCAAUUGUCGCCAGAAUUGUGUGUGUAAACUCUUGAUCUGGAUAGAAUGGGGUGCAAUCUCCCUUUGUAGACAAUGACCAUGUUGCAUUUGUGAACUUUCCGGAAAUAUAACUCUGAAUAAAUAUGAGACGGUACCA